GGCGAUGUGUGUUUUAUGCGGUGGCCGGCAUAUCGAGACACUGAUAAAGUGGAUGUGAAGUGUAGGUAAUAUUGACAAGUGAAAGCUGAAAGAGUGAUUAGAACGCUGCAUAAACUUAAAUUAAUGGAAAACGCCAGACAGAAAUUGGAAGUUGAGAAAGAAGAACGAGAAAACGCACAGCUGACUCAGAAACUACUUGCAAAUGAAGCUAAACAGCAACGAGAUUAUGAAGAUCAUAUUAGGAGAGUUAUAAAAGAAUAUGAAAAAUUACAAAAGGAAUGGAAAGAACGAAGACAAGAGAGAGCAAAAUUAGACGAAGCUUUAGCUGAUGCUCAGCGUAGCGAAGCUGAAAUGAAACACUGUAGAAUACAACGCGUAAUGCAAAAGGUAAGCAAGCAUUCUUGGCAAAAUUUUUGAAAAUGGCUUUAAUUUAUUGUUUUUUCUUUACUGUAUUAACUCAAAGAAACAUCAAUAGCCCAUUUAUUUUGAUUGUGAAUUGGUUUAGUUAGAUAUAUACCUACAGACGCUAUUGCGAUGUAGCCAAACUAGAAGAUUUCAAAUAAAUAAAACUAACAAUAAUUUAUCAUUAUUUCAAACACUUAAUCACCCAAAAUGUUAGCUUCAUCAGGACAAAAGAGAUACAGAAAAAUCCCGUGAACAUUAUGAAUUCAUCAAGAAUAUACAGGAGGCAGAAAAGAUUCGUUACGAGGAAUUUUUAGCAGCUGGGAUAAAACGGCAAGAGGAAAAGUAAUUAUCAUAAAAACUUACUCUUAAUCAAAAUGUAUCUAUUUUGAAAAUGUAUCUAUUAAGGAAGUUUACGAAUUAUUCCAUUGUAGUAAUUUAAUAAAUGAGUAUAUAAAAGUUGCUAUGCAUCUGCACUCAAUAAAUGCUAAUCUCGCAAAAUAUUAUAAAGAAUACUUAAACGAGUUUUUUGCACAGAAAAAUCUGUGUAGUGCAGGUUACGGUUCAUAGAUAGAUAAAUCUGUCAUUAAUUACUGAUCCUGUUUGUUUAGGUUAACCUUACAAAUUUAGGCAUAAACAAAGAGUAAAUGUGGUAAUUUUCUUAUACCUUUAACUAGUUCCUUAUAAGAUUUUAAUAGGUUCUAUGAAUAGACAAUAAAAAAUCCCAUUUUAAUAAUUUAAGCUUUUCUAAAAAAGAAAAAGAAGAGUUUCUUAACAAGAAAUUGAAACAGAAAGAACAUUACAACAUCGCAUUAGAGAACAAGAUAACGUCCGAGUUACAGCAGCGAUGUCCCUGUCGAAAAGCCGACAAAUACUUCUGCGACAGACAGACCCUGUUUUGCAAAGCGCAUACAGCAAUAAGAGCUGAAAUUAACGAAAAAAAUGCCUGUAAUGAUAUUUGCAACACAAACAAGUUAGAGAAAAAUGUCACUUUUGGUUUUCUAGGCCGUUCUAUAAAACUGUUGGAAGGCCAGAAGUUGCGUGAAAAGCAACCAACGCCUUGGAACGGUCUAAGCGGUGCACAUGCUACGUUCGCUAAACAAGCCGGAGAGACACUAAAGGAAUGCCGACAUAAGAUCUUCGCGAGAAAAGUUGUAGACGAAUACAGAAAAAACAAUUGUUUGGAUGCCACAACGCUACCAGUGGACAACUACUAUUAAUAUCUUAUUUCAACUAAUUAUUUUUGAGGAAAUAAAACAUCUAAAUUCGACAGUC
Molecule: messenger RNA, 1677 nt
Organism: Diatraea saccharalis (sugarcane borer)
Lineage: Eukaryota; Metazoa; Arthropoda; Insecta; Lepidoptera; Crambidae
Source: the annotation of a GenBank genome assembly